AUGUCCUCCAAAAAACCUAAAGAAACUAAAACUGCCUUCACAAAUGAACAAAGAAAAGCUAUAAUCAAACAUAAAGAAAAAAAUCCUCAAAUUAGUCAAGCUGAUCUUAAUAAGGAUGAAAUUGGAGAAAAUCCUUUAGCGAAAAGACAGAAAACAGUUCAAUAUCUAGUACUUAAAAAUUCAUUAUAUGAAUGGAUUCUACAAUACCAAGAGAGAGUAAUACUAUACAAUGAGAUUAUA
Messenger RNA from Cetraspora pellucida, 240 nucleotides. The record is from the annotation of a GenBank genome assembly. Lineage: Eukaryota; Fungi; Glomeromycota; Glomeromycetes; Diversisporales; Gigasporaceae.